Messenger RNA from Stylophora pistillata, 3257 nucleotides. Its product is annotated as low-density lipoprotein receptor-related protein 5-like. The record is from RefSeq and is a predicted model, not a curated record. NCBI's taxonomy places the organism in Eukaryota, Metazoa, Cnidaria, Anthozoa, Scleractinia, Pocilloporidae.
AUGGAUGGAAAUAACAGAAGCACAUUGGUUAAAAGAGGAAUUUACUCGCCAAAUGGGCUAACCUUGGAUGGUGCAAAUAACAGGCUUUAUUGGGUAGAUGCACGGUUCCAUGUAUUGGAAUACUACGACCUUGAGCGUCAUACCAUUAAAACUCUGCUUCGUAACAGUUAUGUCUUACGGAACCCAUUUGGUUUGACAUCCCUCGAAGAUGACAUUUACUGGACUGAUUCAAGUUCGGGUGUUGUUUACCAGUCGCAAAAGGACUUUCCGUCAAAAGUUACAGCUCUCGUUCGCGGUUUGUCACGACCAUUGGAUAUACAUGCUUAUGACAGGACUCGGACUAUUCCAGACCAUCCUUGUUCCUUGUCCUUUGGUGGAUGCUCUCAUCUCUGCCUUAUGAGACCGAAGGGAUACAAAUGCGCAUGCCCUGAUAAUCUCAAACUGUCGAAAGAUGGGAAAACAUGUAUCCCCCCGACAUACAUAUUUCAGAAAUUCUUGCUGUUUGCUGAUGACUGGGAUACAAAAAUAUACAUCGUCGAUUUGGAUGAUUCCAAUUUUUUGGCCAAAGCUCUGCCGAUAGGAGGUUUCUACUAUGAACCAUAUGCGCUUGGAAUGGACAUUACAGACAACAGAGUCUACUGGACAGGCGUCUACCAAAACAGCAUUAGGAGGGCUUUCAUAAAUGGAACAUCACCAGAAGUUGUUGUUUCUGUAAAUGUGCGUAAUCCUGCUGGACUUGCUGUCGACCCAGUGGGAGGAAACAUCUAUUGGAGUGACACUUACACCAAAAAGAUUGAAGUCAGCAGAAUGGAUGGAACCAUGAGAAAAGUAUUGAUAGACAAGGAUCUAGACAAACCAAUGGAUAUAAUUCUCGAUCUCACUAAAGGGUUGAUCUAUUGGUGUGACUGGGGUACCGUGCCUAAGAUUGAAACCGCUAACAUGGACGGAAACAGUCGGCGGAUGUUGGUUAAAAGAGGAUUAGAUCAGCCAAGCGGUCUCACUUUAGAUGAAGCAAAUAAUCGGCUCUACUGGGUAGACGCAUACUUUAACAUCCUUGAAUACUAUGAUUUGGAACGUCACACUAUAACAACUGUAACGCAAGACAGUUCUAAAUUAGGAUAUCCAUUUGGUUUGACGUUUCUCGAAGAUCACUGGUAUUGGACAGAUCGGGUGCAUGAUGUUGUCCGUCGAGCGGAGAAAAAGACACUUUCAAAUAUAAAAGUUGUUGUCAGGGGCCUUGAUAGACCCAGAAAUAUAUAUGCGUAUGAUAGAAAUAAACCUCUCCCAGAUCACCCUUGCUCUAAGUCCUAUGGUGGAUGUUCUCACUUGUGUCUUUUGAGACCGGAUGGUUAUAGGUGCUCCUGUCCAGACUACUUGCGACACGGUGAAAAUUGCUCUACGUCUGUCCACCUCCAUUCUCCACCUUCUUUAAGUACGCCUCAAGCCACAACUUUACAGACCACCAGGCAGACAACCAGACAACAGACGACCAACGAACCUCCAGCUACAACCCUUGAGACCACCAGGAGGACAACGCGACAGCAAACAACCAACAAGCCUCCAGCUACAACCCUUCAGACCACUAGGGAGACCACCAAACAGCCAACCACCAACAAGCCUCAUGGUUCAACCCUAUUCACCACCACACAACUGUCAUCCACCCGACACCAAUCAAAUCCUACUAGUCCUACCGAUUGUCGUUCAAACAAGUGUAGAAAUGGAGGAUUUUGUGUAAUCCCUGGUUAUUUUUGCGAGUGUCCGAAGUAUUACGUUUGGGACCUCUGCCUUGUUUACGUUGGUUCAAGUGCCGUAGAAGUAGAGCUAAAUCUUCAAAACGAGAAGCAAUGGAUACCAUACAACUUCCAAGCGGCAGUGGCAAAAGCCUGCACGAAUUCUUUUUGCGGAAAUGAGGAAUGUGAAAGCACGUCAAGGCAAGAUAGUCACUCAGAAAAGGAAAAGAAAUUCGUGGCUUCUGAUGCUAAAAUACUUGGACUUUCUUUCGGCGGAGAAAAUACUUUGAAAGUAGGAGUAGCUGUUUUAUUUCCAUCCCUGGAAGGCCAGGUUCCUGAGCCUUUACCUCGUGCUACACUCGAACAAAUACUCCAAAAAAAUGAAGGAAGUCUUGGAGAAGCCAUUGGAGGCACAAUCAUCAGGAUCGGCAAACGACAGGUAGAGAACCCAAAAAAUAGAGAAAGAUCAUCUCAAGAUAAAGAGACGUUUAACGUGCCAAUUGUCGCUGGGUUGGGAGGCACUGUUGUUGUACUGUUGUUUAUUUUGGCAUUCUUCGUCUACCAAAUGAAGCGGAAAAGAAAUUAUACAGGGAAAAUGACAGACGACAUCAUUUUGGACAGUGACUUGGUUCCUCCCAGAGUCAGUCUUAUCACUAAAUUUGAAAAUCCAGCGUAUAUCGCAGAAUGUCCAAUGCAUGAAUCUACCCACCACAGUGGUGGAUCGGUGACAUCUAGACAAGAGCAAGUCAACGGGGUUGGAUCCUUGAAAAACAAUAAAAAAACAGAGAAAGCACCCGAAAGAACGUUCAUGAGUAAUCCAACCUAUGGUGUGCCAUUCACUGAAGAUCCUGCAAUCAUCGAAGAUUCUGAAAUUCGCAAUGCCACUAUUGAGCAGAAGAAAGCAGAACCAUAGACAAAACGAUCCCGGGUGACUGAUAAAGUCAAUAACGUUAGUCUUGUAGAAUAGUGCAAAGGACAGUGACAUGUUUUAGGACUAGAUAUUACUUAGAUAUUCUGCAAAAAGGAAUUAGGUUUCCGUGGUAACUGCAUUUUUCGUUGUUUGCUUCUAAAGAGAAAACUAAUCAAAAGCUUAAGGUCCAAAAAUCAAGCUGGAGUUGAUAUUUGCACAACAACGGCCCUUAAAUGUAUCGCAGGGCUUAAGUAAAUUUCUCUAUGUUUAAAAGUCUCUUUUCCGAAUGAAAGAAGAAAAAUGGUUGAUUUUGGCCCCUGACCUGGAAUAAAGAAUAAUGCAUUGUAUUGACUCAGAAAGUUAUGCACAAUCUUUGUUUAGCAUUAGCCUUAGCACCAUUACUGUUGUUUACAUAACGACUCCAGUCACGGUAAAAGAGACUUGGAGGGAUGUUACUGAUUACCAUUUGAAUUCUUGCAAUAGUUUGCUAUUAGGUCAGCAAAGAAAAGAGAAUUAAGAAUUAACUACAUUUUUUACUGGUAUUCAUGAUAUUCUUAGUCUAAUUGCUGCAAUUUGAUAUUGUUACACUUUUCUACUUUUUCAUUAGUAUUAUUUCA